CUAAGUAUGAUUGUUGAAAAAAUGGUCAACAUUUUAUUUUUAUUUCUCAUGCUGACCAUCGCCUGGGCGAACUGGGCGAAGGUCUGGAUCCGCGCCUGGGUGGCCUAAGGAUAAAUAAAGGCAGGCUGAAAAUAAUGCCUGGAAUGAAUGAAUGAUUAAUUUAUUUCUUAUGCAAACCUUUCGAUGUUUUAGGGUCGUCGGUUUAUCUACAUUUUUAUUAUUUUGUUAUUACAUUGUUGUUGGGGACAACAUUGAUUUUUUCAAUGAUUAUUAUGUCAAGUUUAUUUGGGUUAUUUGCGUUAAGUCAGUUAAAAUACAUUAUCAUUUUAUCUCCACCAUGACUCGACUAAAGAUUAAACUUUAAAUGUGUACGAUUUGCUAUACACUGUACUAGUGCUGUUAGCGUUGAGGGCGUUUCAAGGUAAUUUGUUAAAAAAAAACCAAUAAUUAUAAAGCCGGAAUCUAAAUCCUCUUAUUUUCAUGUACGGAAAUACUAUCAGCACACUGCGAUUAACCGGCGUGUGUUCCACAGCUUGCUUGAAACUGCACACGGGAUUCGAUACAAUUUGUGUUAACUUUAGGAUUCUAUAAAGAUGUCAGGUUCAGAUGAAUUACUCAGUUUGUUCGGGACAUACGCUACUUUAGCAACCGUCAAAAUGAUGCUGUUGUCUGCUUACAUGGGCAGAAUUCGAAUGAAAACAAAGACAUUUGCGAACCCUGAAGACAUCAUAAACCCAAAGAAAAACAAAAUCGGCGUUGGAAUUGAUGAGGAUAUCGAAAGAGUUCGAAGAUGCCAUCUGAACGACCUGGAGAAUAUUGUUCCAUUUCUUUUCAUCGGGUCUGUUUACACACUCACUAAUCCGAGUUACUUUGUUGCAGCGAUGCACUUCAGGGUCUUUUUCGCGUCUAGAAUAGCCCACAGCUUAGCCUACCUAAUUCCAAUACCUCAGCCAGCAAGACUUCUGGCUUUUGCUACUGGCUGGUUUACUGUCCUGUCAAUGGCCGUUCAAGUUUUAAUGCAGGGGAAUUUGUAGGUGACUAGUAUAUUUAAUUUCAACUUUAUAAUGUUUUUUUUUAUUUCCUCACAUCCAACAUCAACUACACUCGCCAUUUAGGCCUACAGGAUGAGAAUGAUGCUUUAUAUUGGAGUUGUUUUAGUCGUGAGAAAAAUACCUGCGUGACAGGAAUUGAACCCAGCAUCCUGGGAUCAGAAGGCAAGCAUCUUACCCACUGAGCCGGCCACUGAGCUUCAGCUCCACUCCAAUGUUGACGUAUUGCUACUUUGCACAAUGACGUUCCAUACUAUAAUUUUCUGGCUUAGUAUAGAACGCCAUUUAUGCAAAGUGAUAUGGAACGCCAUUGGUGCCAAAAUCGAGUUAUUUUUAAUAGUUUUGACUGAUCAAGACACAAUUUAGGGACUGAAACCCAGUCUAGGUCGCUGUGCACGGGUAGUUUCAUUUGAAUAUAAGGCUAUCGAUCGACCAUAAAAUGUUGUUUAACAAACUUAUAACUCUCACAGAAAACAAUGUGUAUCAUUUGUUUGGACGUUUCAAACCGGGAAAUAUUACUUGCGUUUUCCCUGGGGCACCUUAAUUGCUGUAGAAGUGUUUAAAGCACUCGUUAAUGAUUCUCUUAUUAAUUUUCCCAGUAGAUAGAAAUUUGUUGACGACUUCAAAUUGCUGAAUGUUUUAGGGAAGCAAUGGUUUACUCUAAAGUGUUGAGAAUGAAUUAACCAUGUCUGUUGAUAAUACCAUGACCAUUAAUCCUUCUAAAACAAGAUGCAUGAAUAUUCAAUUCAGUAGGAAUGUUAUUGAUUUCCCAUUACUGGUCAUAUAACAAAUUCUGUUUUCAAAGAGUUUUUAAACAAAAUAUUUUUACAUUCUUUUAAUUUAUUGGACAUUGAUUCUGUUGCUUUGUAUUUUAUUACUUUUGGAAAUAAUGUUUAUUAUGAUGAUGGUUUUUGCGAUUAAAAAUAAAAUUAAUGAAAUUAUUAAUAGAUUUGAUUAAGACAAAAUUUAGAGACUGGAACCCAAUCAACGAUAUACAGAAGUACAGUAGAGAUGUUUCCAUCAUGUGCAAUAAGGGUAUCCAGGAAGGCUAUCUUCUUGUCAUUCAUGAUUUCUCAGGUGUUCUCAGGUGAAUCUUAUGUUGCUAGUAAUUGUUAAUGUCGUGAUGGAAUAGACAAUAACUGGAUUUGCGUCAGGAGAAACAUGUAUAGGUGUUGCUACACUGUAAAAACAGCGUGGAGGAUUUAAACGCAAAGCUUCACACGAUGUUGUCCCCAUCUUAUCGUGACACGUUUAAAAGCCAAACAUGUUUAGGACCGGCCUAAUGUGUUUAGUAUUUUGAAGUGUUUUACAUUUAGAUGUGCUUAGAUAUUUGAUAUAAAUGUGUUUCCAAAGACGAGACAACAGUGCGUGGAGCUUUGCGUUUAAAUCCUUUUUACAGUGUAUGAUUAAGUCUGAAGCUAAACAAGCACCUCAAAAAUUUUACCUUUCUUGAUCAUCGCUAGGACAUCAUCGACUUACCUGAGCCACAAUACCAGAAUCUGGUCACCACGACUAGUUACUAACUUCAUUGUUAUUAUUAUUGUAUGUAUUUGGUUCCAAAAAUUACAGUAGGCUCACGAUAGAAUUUAUCGGACAAUUGUGAACGGAAUCAAAGCAUUCACGUUACAAUGUCCCACUCGUAUAGGUAUACACAUAUAUAUGCUGGUCUACUGUCAGGUGGUAAACAUCUUAGUUGGGGGAUGGAUCGAAAAAGAAGUUUCCUUCUUUUCUUUUGUUGUUGAGAUAGCAAGUUAUAUAUUCAACAAUAGAGGGCAGCAUUUAUUCUGAUGUUUUUAAGGCACGUCAGAAGAUACGGCGUGGUGUUGAGGCGAAUACCAGGGUUGUUGAAACCCCGGCGGAAAAAAUAAUGAAAA
Molecule: messenger RNA, 2923 nt
Organism: Anneissia japonica
Lineage: Eukaryota; Metazoa; Echinodermata; Crinoidea; Comatulida; Comatulidae
Product: microsomal glutathione S-transferase 1-like
Exons: 4
Coding region: 594-1034 (146 amino acids)
Biological process (GO): prostaglandin biosynthetic process
Cellular component (GO): membrane
Molecular function (GO): prostaglandin-E synthase activity
Source: RefSeq, a predicted model, not a curated record